This is a messenger RNA of Fusarium sp. VM40, 843 nucleotides long. The record is from the annotation of a GenBank genome assembly. NCBI's taxonomy places the organism in Eukaryota, Fungi, Ascomycota, Sordariomycetes, Hypocreales, Nectriaceae.
AUGGCUGUAAAGGGCGUCUUUUCUUACUGGUGGUUCCCUGUCAUCUCAGGCCUUGUCUGGCUGGGCAUGCUCCUCGGUCUCCUUCUGGAAUGGCAAGUCAACCAACAUGGCCGUCGCUAUCCCACGCAGUCUCGCUACUCCGACAUCGCCUACAUCUCAAAUGUCGGUGCCGAUCGUCUCCAGCCUCUCUUCAUUGUCGGCUGCGUCUUGACCUCCAUCUUCCUCGACGCCGCGUUUCUCUCUGAGCGAUGGCUGCGACAUCGCGGCCGUCUUGCCCCCAACACGACCGUCAUGGAGAAGGUCCUCAGCGGCCUCUCCAUUAUCUUCGCGACUGUUGGAACUGUUGGUCUUAUCUGCUUGUCUAUCUUCAAAACGGGAAAGUACAGCAGACUGCACAAUACCUUUUUGGCGCUCUUUAUUGGAGGCUAUCUGUUCUCUGCUGUCUUUAUCUGCUGGGAGUACCAGCGUCUCGGAAUAAACUACCGUGAACACCGCGUUCUUCGCCUCUCCUUCUGGGUAAAGCUCACCUUCAUCUUGGUCGAGCUCGCCCUCAUCAUCGCCUUUGGCGUCUGCAGCCGUGUGAAGGCUCGCAACGCCGCAGCCAUUCUCGAAUGGGCCAUCUCCUUCAUCUUCACCUUCUACGCCAUCUCCUUCGUCAUCGAUCUCUACCCAGCUGUCCGCACAAAGGGUCCCGACAAGAGGUUCCAGAAGACUGGCUACGUGCCUUCUGCUCUCUCUGACUCCAGGAGCCCCAGCAAUGCCUCGCACAACAACUUACCGACUGCAGACGGUCGUCGCGAUGUUGAGAUGGCCCAGAACGGCCCUCCUCCCCGAGAUUUCUAA